UUGAGAAGAUAAUAACCUUUCCAGGUAUGCGUCUGGUCUGUCUCCAUAGAAUCCCAAAUUUCCGAACAUUCCAGAAGGAUUGCAGAUACACCAGGUCCAUGGCCCUGUCCGCAAGUAAUAACACUGGGAAGAAGCUUAUCCGCGUUGAUAUCAGUUCAGACACUGUAUGUCCAUGGUGUUUUGUGGGCAAAAGAAAUCUGGACAAAGCAAUAGCUUUAUCGAAUGAUAAAUAUGAUUUUGAGAUCAGAUGGCACCCAUUUUUUCUCAAUCCUUCUGCCCCUAAAGAAGGCAUUGACAAAAUAGAGUAUUACAGGAACAAGUUUGGGUCACAGGCCGAACAAAUCCAUUCUCGGAUGACACAGGUUUUUAAGGGUCUUGGGCUGGAAUAUAACAUGUCUGGACUCACGGGUAGUACGCUGGACAGCCACAGGCUUAUAUAUUUUGCUGGGCUACAGGGCCUUGAUAGGCAGCAUAAUCUUGUGGAGGAGCUAUGCCUCGGGUACUUCACUCAGGAAAAGUAUAUUGGUGACAGGGAAUUUCUUGUGGAGUCCGCAAAGAAGGUUGCGGUAGAAGGAGCACUGGAGUUCCUCGAUGAUCCAAACAAUGGUCUGAACGAGGUGUGUUUCUCUAAUCAGUGACCCUUUAUUCUCCGUUGAUUAUCAAUGAGACACACGACAGAAGAAAACUUUUGUGGGAGAAAUAAAAUGAAAGAGAAGUAUCAACUUUUGUUGCACCGUUGUGAGAGUACAAGUUUUAUUUCCUCAUAACAGUUGUAAUCAAAUGGAGCAUUAUGUUGAUUCUUCUUCUCCCUUAAUUGCCAAGGAGGAACAGCCAUUCUCAAAUUAUCAGUCAUAAAAUUUCAAAUCUUUUUCACUAUACUCUCUAAUAAAAUAGUCGUAAGUUUCGGUGGUAUCCAUUAUUCAAUUUUGCAUGUAAACUAUUGGAGGUUAAUGAGGAGCUUCAGAAGUACUCAGCAAACAUUUCAGGAGUUCCACAUUUUGUGAUAAAUGGGAAGCACCAGUUGAGUGGUGGCCAACCCCCUGAUGUCUUCCUGAGAGCUUUUCAUGUCGCUGCAACUGACAGUUCGUAGUGCCUGCAUCUGCAUUCUUCAUUCUCUAACAAAGUUGCAGAUUCUUUGCCUACCUUUGAAAAUAUGAGUGGUUUGUAGCACCGGCAUCUGCAUGGGUCAUUCUCCAGUCUAAUAAAGUUGCAGAUCCCUUGCCUACCUACGAAAAUAUGAGUGGUUUAUGAUAUUUAUUGCGAGUCUCCUUUGUGCUUGAGACUCAGUAAUGUAAUUGUACUGUAACAAAGGUUUGGGCGUUGUUGGGACAUGUAAAUACAUGCAUUUGCAAUAAGUUGGUAUUCACUGCUGAUGGUUUGAAGUAUUGAUGUGCAGUACC
Ilex paraguariensis (yerba mate) is the source of this 1400-nucleotide messenger RNA. Lineage: Eukaryota; Viridiplantae; Streptophyta; Magnoliopsida; Aquifoliales; Aquifoliaceae. The record is from the annotation of a GenBank genome assembly.